CCCGCAGACUGGCUCAAACCGACGGAGUCCCGCACAGUCCGCCCCACGUCCCGCAGCCUGCAGCCCACCUGUCAGCCCGGUAUGUCGGCCGUGUGCGCGCCCAGCAUCCGCCGCCUCCUCCAGGUCGUCUCCCCCGGGGUGACCGCCGCCAUGCUCCGCAGCUACAGCCUGGACGUGUCCGCUCCGCUGCUCCGGACGCAGGGCUACGUGGACGGCCGCUGGGUGUCCGCAGCCUCGGUGUUCCCCGUCCUUGACCCGGCCACCGGGCAGGAGAUCGCCCGGGUGGCGGACUGCGGCGCGGCGGAGGCCAAGCAGGCGGUGGACGCCGCGUACAAGGCGUUCCAGUCCUGGAAGCGCUCCACGGCCAAGGAGCGCAGCAUCCUGCUCAGGAAGUGGUUCGACCUGAUGACGCUGCACAGAGAAGACCUGGCCAAGCUGAUCACCUUCGAGUGUGGUAAACCCAUGAAGGAGUCUCUGGGUGAGAUCACCUACUCCGCCUCCUUCCUGGAGUGGUUCUCCGAGGAGGCCCGGCGGGUUUACGGAGACAUCGUCCCGUCUCCCCUCAGAGACCGAAAGAUCUUCCUCCUGAAGCAGCCGGUGGGCGUGGCCUCCAUCAUCACCCCGUGGAACUUCCCCAGCGCCAUGAUCACCAGGAAGGUGGGAGCCGCUCUGGCCGCCGGCUGCACGGUGGUGGUGAAACCGGCCGAGGACACGCCGCUGUCCGCGCUCGCUCUGGCAGAGCUGGCGGAGCAGGCCGGCAUCCCGGCGGGGGUCUUUAACGUCGUCCCCUGCUCCAGAGAGGAGACUCCGGCGGUGGGUCAGGUCCUCUGCACCGACCCCCUGGUGGCCAAAAUCUCCUUCACCGGCUCCACCGCCACCGGGAAGGUGUUGCUAAAAAUGGCCGCUGACACAGUGAAGAAGGUUUCCAUGGAGCUGGGAGGCCACGCCCCCUUUAUCGUGUUUGACAGUGCCGAUGUGGACCGGGCGGUCAGCGGAGCCAUGGCGUCCAAGUUCAGGAACUCUGGACAGACCUGCGUGUGCUCGAACCGCUUCCUGGUCCAGAGCGGGAUCUACGACCGCUUCGUGGAAAAACUGGGACGAGCGAUGGACGCCGAGCUCCGCAUGGGCCACGGCUCGGACCCCCAAACCACCCAGGGGCCGCUCAUCAACCAGCGCGCCGCAGACAAGGUUGAGCAGCAGGUGUCGGACGCCGUGUCCCGGGGAGCCUCGGUUCUGCGGGGCGGGAAGCGUCUCCACGGCUCCUUCAUGGAACCGACGCUGCUGGUGGACGUCAGCACCGACAUGCUGUGUACGAAGGAGGAGACGUUCGGCCCGCUGGUUCCCGUCAUCAGGUUCAACACCGAGAAAGAAGCUGUGGCCGUGGCGAACUCUGCUAACGUGGGGCUGGCAGGCUACUUCUUCUCUCAGGACGUGAAUCAGAUCUGGCGGGUUGCCGAGGACCUGGAGGUGGGGAUGGUCGGGGUCAACGAGGGCAUCGUGUCCAGCGCCGAGGCGCCGUUCGGAGGCGUCAAAGAGUCCGGUCUAGGUCGCGAGGGCUCCAAGUACGGCGUGGACGAGUACCUGGAGGUCAAGUACAUGUGCCUCGGGAACCUGAAUCCGUGAGGGCUCCCGGGUCACAUGACCUCUUCUCAGGUUUUAACGCCAACAUCUUAACAUGCUAACCCCGACGUCACGCAUUCCUGACAACGUGACGAUAAGCUGUGCCAAGCCCCUCCCUCAAACAGGAGCCGUCCAAUCAAACUGUUCGAUGAUGUCAUACACUGAUCAACAGCCAAUCAGAAUCGCUUCUCUGUUUCAAACAGAGUUUCUGCAGUGAAAGAAACACAAAAAGCAAUUCUUCUUUUUCAUCAAGUUGCUUUGAAUCUUUUCAAUCAUCAGACUCAAGGUAAAUCGAGCCAAACGUCUGUAAAAAGGGAAACAGGGUCUAGUGUGUCUGCAUGCGCCUCGUUUUUAGAUGAAUACAUACAGCUUUCUGAACUGGUGUAGUUCCUGAUCUUAAAGAGUUAGAAUCUGUAUUUUCAUGUAUUUCCUCAGAGCAGGAGGGGGCGUGUUCCACAUGUGACAGACAUGGCCAGGAGCCCGUCAUGUUGGUGGCUGGCAACACAAAGGGGGCGGGGCCUAAAACUCAAACAUCCUUUUGUUUGUGGAAUGAAUGAAGACACGCCCCCAAGCACAGGAUGAUUUAAAGAAAAUCAUAAAAUACAAAUUUCUGGUAAUUUAAUGAUGACAAGUGAAAAGAUAACUGAAGUUUCACAGAAACAUUUUUUUUUUCCCCAUCCUUUAAUGUUUGCUGAUGAAGCUGUUCUGUGGACACGAGGUGUAACUGUAGCUCAUGGAGCUUUCAGAGGUUUGUCAGUCUGCCUGUGGUCUGCAUGUGGUCUGCCUGUUGUGACAUCCUGUGCCAUUAGUGAACUCUGAGCUGAAACAAACCAACGUGGCUCAUGUCAAACUCUGGUGUGAUAAUCAGUGUAAUGAAGAUAUGAAACGGUACGAGGGAAUUUCAGUGUCUCCGCCCUGCUCUUACUGUCCUGUUAGAACCGUGUGGAACGUCUCCUUUAACUCAUGAGCAGGCGGGUUAAAGUUAACGAGGUCUCUUUAGCUCAUUUCAGCUCAUUUUUUUAAUUGUGUAACAUGUUGUUUGUAAAAUGGAUGUAAAAAGUAGAUUUUUGUAUUUCUGACUGUUAAUACAAAUUAAAGAUGAAAUAUUGAUAUCGAGA
This is a messenger RNA of Salarias fasciatus (jewelled blenny), 2738 nucleotides long. Its product is annotated as succinate-semialdehyde dehydrogenase, mitochondrial-like. The record is from RefSeq and is a predicted model, not a curated record. Gene Ontology annotation, biological process: GABA catabolic process. Gene Ontology annotation, molecular function: succinate-semialdehyde dehydrogenase (NAD+) activity. Lineage: Eukaryota; Metazoa; Chordata; Actinopteri; Blenniiformes; Blenniidae. Bases 82 to 1623 code for a protein of 513 amino acids. Gene Ontology annotation, cellular component: mitochondrion. The transcript is spliced from 10 exons.